AUGGAAGAGAAACUGUUGAAGAGAAUCUCUUGGGUUUUCGAAAAAUUCUCUUAUUGGCAAGUUGGUGAGAGAUACUACUCUAGCACCUUCGCCGUCGCCGGCUGCAGUUGGCACAUUUUUGCUUGUCGGGAGGGAGAUAAGAAAGAUGAUCACUUGAGCUUGUACUUGGAACUUGUGGAUGUUCCUCAAUCUUUGCCACAUGGUUGGAAAAGAGACGUGAAAUUUAGCUUCACUCUUGUGAGCAAGGCUAAGGGCAAAUCCAACAAAACAUUGGGAGGGCAGGUUUGUUUCGAUGCAAAUCAUACAAGUUGGGGUCAUACUAAGUUCGUGUCUCUUACCAAACUUCGUGCAGAGGAUGAAAGAUUUCUAGUGAAUGACAAAUUCAUCGUCGUCGCUGAAGUACACGUUCUUCCAGCUAAAGUUGUACCAGCGGAAACCGUGAAGGUUAGUGAACCUGAUGGUGCAUCUAAAGACAAUUUAGAUGAAGAUGAUGAUACAUCUAAAGACGGUUCGGAUGAUGAAACUUGUGAUGUCAAUGGGUUUGAAGUUUCCUCUUCUCAGGUAGAGUCGGUGAGGCAAAUCUUCAAAAGCCACCCGGACAUAGCAUCAGGCUUCCGUCCGAAGAACCAACAGAUCAGAAGAGCUUACAUGAAUGAGCUCCUUAGCCUCAUCGAGACGCUGUGCCAGUCACCGGAGAAGCUCUCUGAGGAUGAUCUGAGCAAUGCUGAUGACACACUGGCUGAUCUGAUUGAUGUCGGCUUUAAAUUGGAUUGGCUGAAGACAAAGUUGAAUGAGGUCUCUGAAAAGAAGAAGAUGGAAAAGGGUAGUGUGGCCCGGAUACAAAAGAUGGAGGUACAGGUGCAGAAGCUGAAGCUGAUUUUCUCGGAUCUUGAAACUCGGCUGCAGAAGGAAAAGUCAGAGGCUUUAACCGCGAGAGCUCCUCUCUCUUUUGACGAUGUUGUUUGCUGA
Molecule: messenger RNA, 969 nt
Organism: Microthlaspi erraticum
Lineage: Eukaryota; Viridiplantae; Streptophyta; Magnoliopsida; Brassicales; Brassicaceae
Source: the annotation of a GenBank genome assembly